AUGUCAAAAUUGGCAUCGAGUACUGACGGCGCUGAGGACCAGCGCGUCCGUGCCGACGAGCAGCCUGCCCAAAAACAGACCCUAGGACCCCUGUAUCUUGAUGUUUCAGAUGCGCUGCAUCAGCUGUCUGAUAUUGAUAUUUUUAUGAGUUGCGUCGACAUUCAAGAUCGCAUCGUACCAUCAUUGGAGGAGAAGGCCUCGGCAUGUACAAUGGCUCCAACUCAUUUAUACUAUGCACGUGUUCUUCAGGCAUAUCCUAACCGUGGCGAUUUCAUUGGCAGGAGAGGAGGAGACAUCAACGUGUUUCUUGAGAUUGCCCAGGGGGGCGCGCAUACAGCCGACCGCACGGUGCUUGACACGACUAUAAAUCUUUGUGUUCCAAAUAGUCGUCCGUGCGCUCCUUAUUUGCCAGAGGCUUUCCCUAACACCGUUCCCGAGCAGCUGUCACAUCUUCUUCCUUAUCACGUUGUCACUGGGCGAGUGAAUACAGACAUAGAAGACCUCACGAUAACGGUGAUAUCAAAACUGCUAUCCUCUCCAUCCUCUCCGUCGACUCAAAUCAUAGCCAAUUGCACACUUCUUGCUUGUGUCAUGGGCGGGGUUCAGGUUGACAAGAAAGACAUAGCUCGGAUUGAUAAAAGUUCUGCUCUGCCUCGACUCGGGGAGUCACUUUUGGCGCAGUUCCAAAAGGCUCUCUGGGCAUGGGAUGGAGGCGAGCUCGACGAAGAUAGCACGGGAGUUGUACGCCAGGCAUGGAACCUCCUCGACGUCAUUUGUCGCGUCCUCGAGCUUGCUGGAUAUUACAAUCCUUCAUGCUACACCAUGCGGAACCUAGACUCUUUGCAGAGCGGUUCCUGCACACCAGAAGACACCGACUGGCUGGUGGACUAUCUUGACUACAUCUGUUCCGACGACCACGAAGUGGCAUACGACAUCCUUUUACUCCUGGGUAGCAUGGGAAGCCUCAUCGCCUGCAUGGACAGUAACAUGCCUCCCCCUUUACGCCAUGCUGCUCUUCGCGCUACUCACAGUGCCCGAGAAGAGAUUGCCUCGAUUGAUGCCAUUGAUGAUGCGAGGCUAUGGGACAUGGUUUCGACCAAGCUCUCCCCCGCUAUUCUGUUGGUGCUUUACUACUUUUUCGACUAUGACCGCGACUUGUGCUAUCUGGAAUUAGUCCCUGACCUCGCGAGGAAUUCCGACUGGCACCCCCAUUUGUCUGGAGAUCGCCAUGUCGAUCGAUGCAUUAGCAUGAUUUCAGAGUACUGCGAUCGCGAAUCACCCACGGGGCAUGCCUUAUACAUUGCUGGUAUCCUCCUUCGAAUCGCAGCUGAACAGACGUUAGUUACAUCGCUCGAAUCUGUUACAGAGCAGCAGUGGUGGGACGUGAUGAGAUGCGCGUGGUAUUAUGUUCCCUAUGCCAUUCGCAGAACACGCGAUUUCGAGCUCCUUGCCCUUGUGGAUGGCACAAAGAAGUAUAUGCAGGUUACUUCGAAAUCUGGUCUCAAGAAUCUCAUCAGAGAUGUGGAUCAUGUUCUGAACAUGGGACUGGAGAUGGGACCGGAGAUGCAAGGUUUAGAGCAGGCAGAGGGGACCACUAUUGCUGUGAUGGAAUGGAGGACUACAGCCAGUAGCAUGCUGGAGGGCUUUGAUUAGUUGCCUAAUUAUGAUGGUGCUUGCAUAGUGUUGGAGUCCUGGAAUCGAAGCAAGUCAUGGGACAGUGUAUGUGGGAAGUAUCAAGACCUCAAUAAAAUCGAUAUGGAAUGCAUCAGUCGUCUGACCCUGACUUCAGUGGUAGACACAUGUCAUGCGUGCAUUGAUGAAUCAGUUGCGCUGCUAGAUGGCAAGCAUGGUGCUCAAUCAAAUGAUAACCCUAGAGUUGGUUUUCC
Molecule: messenger RNA, 1886 nt
Organism: Suillus plorans
Lineage: Eukaryota; Fungi; Basidiomycota; Agaricomycetes; Boletales; Suillaceae
Exons: 5
Coding region: 1-1653 (550 amino acids)
Source: RefSeq, a predicted model, not a curated record